Molecule: messenger RNA, 339 nt
Organism: Musa acuminata AAA Group (dessert banana)
Lineage: Eukaryota; Viridiplantae; Streptophyta; Magnoliopsida; Zingiberales; Musaceae
Product: non-specific lipid-transfer protein A-like
Exons: 1
Coding region: 1-339 (112 amino acids)
Biological process (GO): lipid transport
Cellular component (GO): membrane
Molecular function (GO): lipid binding
Source: RefSeq, a predicted model, not a curated record
AUGGCUCGCCUUCUCGUUCUUCUGGCGGUCAUCGCCGCCGUCUGGGUAGGGGCUGCCGCAGCGAUCCUGCCGUGCGAGAGGAUGACGCAGAUGAUCGUACCCUGCGCUCCGUACUUGACGAGCCAUGUGGCCGUUCCGGGAGUCGGGUGCUGCAAUGGCGUGCGCGCCCUGCCGGGGAUCGCCCAGACCCACAAGGACCGGGUGGUCAUCUGCAAAUGCCUCAAGAUCGUCGCCGGCCACUUCCCCGGGAUCGACAACAAGCGUGCCAUGGGUCUCCCGCGCCUGUGCGGCGUCCGCCUCAACUUCUCCUUCUCCCCCUCCACCGACUGCGACAAGUGA